This is a messenger RNA of Brassicogethes aeneus, 3893 nucleotides long. The record is from the annotation of a GenBank genome assembly. Lineage: Eukaryota; Metazoa; Arthropoda; Insecta; Coleoptera; Nitidulidae.
CUCCAUGUUCGACCUGUGAUUUCAUAAAUAUACACGCAUCUAAAAUAUAAAUUGUACCUGAUUAAAUGUAUAAGUGUAUAUGGAGUUUUAAUCAACAACAAACCAAACAUGACGCAGUCGUAUUAAACUGUUGUUGAAACGUAUGUACUAAAAAUAAAGAUCCUGGCUCUGAAAACCGGCGUGGUGUAACAUAACCUAAAAGAAAAAAAAGAAGAAAGUUUAUAACUAAAAUAAACGAGAAGUCGGAAUAUAAGACCAUGGCCAAUGCUGGACACGUAAAACUACCUCCGGAUUUUGAUCUACAAGGGCAGAAUGCUGCAAACGAAUGGAAAUUUUGGAAAGUAUCUUUCGAAGAUUACCUUGUUGCUGUUGGGCACAGCGAAGCCACAGAUGUCAUAAAACUUUCCGUCUUAAGAAUCAUAAUUGCUAAUGAUUCAGCAAGAAUAAUGACAACAUUUGCAGUCCUCAUUGAACAACAAGGAAAGUAUAAAUAUAUGAUUGAAACAAUUGAUAAAUAUGUCAACCCACGUGUAAAUGAAUGUUUUGAGAGGUACAAUUUCUUUAAAAGAAUCCAGAAAGAAGGUGAAUCCUUUGAGCACUUCCUAACAGACUGCAGAUAUUUAGUAAAAAGUUGUAAUUACAAUGGAAAUGACUCAAACGAGACUGCAGAAGAUAAGGCAUUAAGAGACAAGAUUGUAAUGGAAAUUAAGGAUCCGACAACCAGGGAAGCCCUACUGAGAAAAGACCAACUGACUCUAGAAAAGGCCAAAGCUCUUUGCAGAACCAGUGAGCAAAGUAAAUCACAAAAUCAACUAUUUAUGAACAGUGAAAAGAUCAAUGUAGUAAAAAGAAACAAGUACCGAGAAAGUAGCAAGCCAAGAAGGGAAGUGAAGAAAGAAAAAAUGGGACCAGGUGAGACAUUUCGAUGCAGGAGAUGCCAGAGAACCCAUGGACCCAGAGAAUGCCCAGCCUAUGGUAGAAAAUGUAAAAAAUGUGGAACAGAAAAUCACUUUGCCGUGGCGUGUAAGGUAAAAAAUAUUAAAAAUAUUGAAAAAGAACUAGAUUGUAGCUCCGAUAUGAGCGAUAUUUUUAUAGGUAAUGUUCAUGAUUACAACAAAAAUAUGUGUAAAUAUAAUAUGUUUGAAGAAAUUUUAGAAAUUGAAGGCAAUAAAGUUAAAACAAGGUUAGACACGGGUGCAGAUGUUAAUAUAAUUAAUACCUUUGAAGUUAUUUAAAUGUUUUAAAAGUAAGUUAAAUGUAAGGCCUACUAAUUAUGUACUAAAGGCAUUCGAGGGGACUGUGUCUAAGCCUGUUGGAACUGUAAAUCUAAACAUUAAGUAUAAAAAUAAGAGUAUAUAUGAAAAUGUUGUUAUUGUUAAUGGUGCAAAUCAGGUUCUAGUUGGAGGUCAUACUUCUUUACAUCUAAAUUUAAUUAAAAGAAUUAAUAACAUAAAGUGUAAUGACAUGACCAAAGAAGACCCGGUUAAAAUUGAGCUAGAUAGAUUAAUUAAAAUAAAUGCAAUAGUCAAAGUUGAUGUAAUAGACGCUAACGCCAGUAUCAAUAGAAUGGUAAUAGUAGAAAAAGCAAAUGGAAAAAUUAGGUUAUGUUUAGAUCCCUCCGACCUAAAUAAACAAAUUAUUAGAAAGCCCAGAGUUGGUGAGACCAUGGAAGAAAUUUGUGCAAAACUACUGAAUAAAAAAGUCUUUACAGUUUUUGACAUGUCUGAAGGGUACCAUCAAUUAGAAAUAUGCGAACGUUCAUCGUGGAAAUGCUGUUUCGCAACACCCUUUGGUAUUUACAGAUUCAAAGUCCUUCCAUAUGGAUUAUCAAACUCACAAGACAUUUUCCAGGAAGAAGUGGAAAAAAAUUGGUGAUAUUGACAACGUUGUCGUUUGUCAUGAUGACAUGGUCGUCGCGGGUAAAGAUAUGAGGGAACACGAUAGAGCUGUUAGAGCAAUCGUAGAGCGAGCAAAAAAGGUAAACGCAAAAUUUAACAAAGAAAAAUUACAAUUUCAUAGAAGUAGAAUUAAAUUUAUGGGGCAAAUUUUUUCAGAAAAGGGCAUGCAAGUAGAUACUGAUAGAGUUAAGGCAUUAAAUGAACUAGAAAGCCCAAAGAGUAAAGUAGAGUUGCAGAAAAUUGUUGGAUCUUUUAACUAUAUAAGGCGAUACGUGCAAAACAUGUCCGAGCACAUGCACCCCUUGUGUCAACUUACUAAAAAAUAACGUAGAAUGGCAAUGGUUGCCUAAACACCAAGAAUGUUUUAAAAAAUUAAAGAGUAUUGUUUGCAAUACACCGGCUCUAGUCCCAUUUGACCCAAAAUGUAAGGUAGUAUUACAAUGUGAUGCAUCCAAAAAUGGAAUAGGGUGUUGUAUGUUCCAAAAAUGUGAAAACAAUAUUUUAAAGUUAUUAGCUUGCGCCUCACGCACCAUGAAUGAACACGAAAUUAAUAGCCAAACAGAAAAAGAACUAUGGCACUCAGAAAUUUCACAAUUUUAUAUAUAGGUUAGAAGUAGAUGUUCAAACCGACCACAAACCAUUGAUACCGAUAAUGAAAAAACCUAUCUGCAAAAUUGAUUGAGGCACUACACAAAGGACACAUAGGCGCUAAUAAAACCAUACACAGAGCAAAAUCAAUAUUCUUUUGGUCCAACAUGAACAAAGAUAUUUUCGAAUACAUAAAAAAAUGCAGAACAUGCGAAAUGUACAUGCCAAACAACCGCAGAGAACCCAUGCUACCACACGACAUACCAAUGUUAAGGUUUAAUAAAAUCGGCACUGACAUAUUAGAAUUUGGCAACAAUGCAUACCUAGUCAUGGUAGACUAUUUUUCACACUGGAUCAAAAUAUGUAAGCUACAAAGCAAAAGGUCAGAUGCAGUAAUAGAGGUAAUGCAGAACACCUUUACCAGGUUCGGUUACCCUCAGUACAUUAUAGCAGAUAAUCUACCAUUCACUUCUAUUAAAUGUAAAGACUAUUACAGGAACAAAGAUAUAAUCAUUAUGACCUGUUUACCACACUAUCAUCAAAGCAAUGGGCUGGCUGAAAAAGCUGUUAAUAUAGGAAAACAAAUCCUUAAAAAAUGUCUCCACGAGAAAUCGGACUAUUGGGAAUCAGUUUUGGAAUACAAUAAUAGUCCUAUUCUUAGCCUAAACGCAUCACCAGCACAAAUCCUAAACAGUAGAGUCCUAAGAACACAGCUGCCUACAUGUGAGUACAUACUACAACCAAAAAUACAAGAGCAUGUAUACAAAGCGUUAUGUAACCAGAAGGAUAAAGUAAAAUCAUAUUAUGACAAACACAAUAAAAGAAAAACUAUAGAAUACAAAAAAGGGGACGACAUAGUCAUUAAAAGUAGUAUAGACAAAAUCUGGCACAAAGCGACAGUAGUAAAUAAAGCAAAUGAACCAAAAUCUUAUUGGGUAAGAAAACAAAACAAUAACCGUGUAGUAAGACGCAAUGUCACUCAAAUGAAACCCUCUAGAAAAAAAAAACAACAUGAUUGACACAUAUCUCGAGCGUGAAUUGUAUCCUACAGCAGAUGAAGCCAGUCUAACAAAUAACAUAGAUAAGAAUCCUACUAAUAAUGUUCAACAACCUGAUAAUAAUAUAUUGCUUAAUAGUCCACUUAGAAAUAAUCCCAAUGAAAAUUUGUUAACCCAAAGUGUAAAUGACAACACACAACAGAGAUCAAAGUAUGGGCGUCAAAUUAAACCACCACCACGCAUUGAUCUUUGAGGGGAAGGUAAGAUAAUCUGUAGAAUAAAUGUUAUAUUUAAGAUAUGUAUGUUGGAAACACUGUAUCACUAGAUUAAGUAUGUAACGUUGGCAACACUGCCAUAUGUCACACUCUCCAUGUUCGACCUGUGAUUUCAUAAAUGUACCCGCAUCUAA